Sebastes umbrosus (honeycomb rockfish) is the source of this 9525-nucleotide messenger RNA. RefSeq names its product protein sidekick-1-like. Gene Ontology annotation, biological process: cell-cell adhesion. The coding region runs from base 1444 to 8010 and encodes 2188 amino acids. The record is from RefSeq and is a predicted model, not a curated record. NCBI's taxonomy places the organism in Eukaryota, Metazoa, Chordata, Actinopteri, Perciformes, Sebastidae. The transcript is spliced from 46 exons. Gene Ontology annotation, molecular function: protein binding.
UUGGGAUAGAAGAUCGAGGGAGAGAUUAAAAAAGGAAGAGGUUGAGCACGAAAAACGGGGAUAUUAGUGGAAAAAAGUACAUACUUUUUAUAUAUAUUGGCUUGUUUGCUUUCAGAGAAAAGACUGCAGUUGAAUAGGGCGAAACAAGAGCCAUCUCUCUCUCUCUCUCUCUCUCCUCUGAGUGUGGUGGAGGAGGGUGGCAGGUGUUCAGUUGAGGGAGACGCAUCGCCUCAGUCGGCUCCCAAAGAGCUUCAACAGGGUGUCAAGAGAACGGAGGAAAAACGGAUAAAACGCUGCUAACUGUAGCUAAAAACUCCCGUGAGUAUAAAGGGAAAACGUUACGUGAAUUAACCCGAGUGGACGGCUGUGGAGGACCGUUGAAGACUGGAUAAAACAAGCGAAAAGGCUCCAGUGUCGCAGUAACAGCAGCAGCAGCAGCAGCGGUGAGAGUAACGUCUCUGUAACGGCCGUUAGUUUCAAACCGACGACUGUUACUUCUUUCUGGCUUGAACUAACUAACUCCUCUUCUUCUGUAUGUAAGUUACAGACAAAGAGACGAAGAUAAAAACUCUCAGUUUGUUGCUGAGAAACUUGUUUUUUUUCUUUUGUUUUUUUUUGCUAACCUGUUGUGUCAUUUUUUUUCCGUGUAAUCCGAAACCCCGGCGGCGCAUUACGGCAAGUUACCGUCUCUGGUAUCCGAGAGAAGAGCACCAAGUCUGGGAGAGAGUGAGGUGGAGAAUUCAACCCGCGGGUUAAACCGACAAUUAGGAUCUCUUAACUUCAGAUAACAGCUUCUCCAUCACCACUAUACUCUCUGUACAGUUAGUUUGCACUUCAAAAAGCAUUACUACGUUACUGGAUUCAUAUUAGAACAGACAAGGGAAAGCAUGGAUGGAUAAUUGACGUGUUUUAUCGCUUCUCUGUUAAUACAACCGACAAAUCCCCGGUGAAGACAUCAUCAAAAACAAGCUUGGAUUUGAGGUCGAUAGCAGCAGCAGCAGUAGAGAAUAAGCCGAUAAGUCUAAAAAAAACACACACACAUACACUCAAAUGUAUUAAUUCCUUUUGCUCGGAUCAAUCCAAAUGAAAAUGAGGUAUCGCAGGAUGCAGUGUGACUCCGCCACAGCAGAGAUUAGAGAUUAUCGCGCCGUUACACCGUAAAAAGACAGACACUAUAGUGAGGGAAAGUCUUUCUGCUCCCUCCUUUCACUCCUUUCCUCCUCCUCCUCCUCCUCCUCCCGCUGCCUGCUGAGUUUUGAACCCCGGAGCUGGGGGAGCUUUUGUCGGCAGUGACAGCGGUGAACUCCCGGAGCUCCGAGCUUUCGCUUCGCUUUCACCGGCUGCUCGGACUUGUUCCCAUCCGAGAGAGUUGCAGCAGCAGCAGCAGAAGAAGAAGAGCACACAAGCGGACACGGACACUGGUGGUUCCCUCUUUUUCCCUGCAUGAUGAAACGGGGAAUUUGCUGCCCUGAGGGGUCCCCGGAGCGUGUGGAGGGACCCGCAGCAGCAGGGAACCGGGAGAAGGUGAUGGGCAUCAUGGGGACGGCCCGGAGUGGGAGUGGGAGCCGGUGUCCACCUCUUUUUCUCCUGCUCCUUCUCGCCAGCAGCUGCCACAUGUUGCACGGACAAGAGGUGGCUCCCUACCUGCGAGGGGGUGGACUGGGGCAGCAGGUGGUGUUGGAAGGAAACAGGCUGGUGCUGACCUGCCUGGCUGGAGGCAGCUGGCCUCUGCAGUACCGCUGGACUCUCAACAACAGCAACGUCACCGACUGGACACCACAGUACAGGUUGUCUCUCCGGUCUCUGAAGAGGACUGAUGCUGGCCUGUAUCAAUGUAUGGUGAGGAACAGGAUGGGAGCCGUCAUACACAGGAGAACAGAGGUGCACGUGGCCUUUAUGGGGAACUUCUCCGCUGAGGAGCAGAGAAAGACGGUGACUCAGGGCCGAGCCGCCGUCAUCAGCCAGCCUCCCCUCGCCUCUUUCCCCCGACCCCUGGUCACAUGGUUCAAAGACGGACACAAGAUAAUCCCCAACAACCAAAUUGCAAUCACUUUGGACAAUCAGCUGGUCGUCUUGGCAACCACUGCGGCGGACGCUGGACGUUACUACGUAGAGGCGGUGAACGAGAUGACUGGAGAGAAUGUGACAAGUCCCGCCGUCUACCUGAGCAUCUCAGUUGGCAAGAAGAACCGCGGGUCAACAGAUCCUGAAUCAGAACUUGUGGCUCCGGCGAUCGUGAUCGGACCCAAAAACACAACAGUGGUGGCAGGCAGCGAGGCGACACUGGAGUGCAUUGCUAAUGCCAGACCGAUUGACAGCCUCAUGGUGUCAUGGAAACGUGAUGGGCGUCGUUUGACCAGUGGGCGUCGGCUCAUUAUUCCUGCCACCACCUCUUCUGACACAGGGUUAUAUGUUUGUGAGGCGUUGCUUAGCAACAGCACUGCCAAACCUGUGGAGGCAAGGGCCCACCUCACUGUAAUGGAGCCACCUUCUCUGACUGCUCAACCUAAGAGGAAGAUCCUUGCUGACCUCGACAGGAAUGUAGAUAUCCCUUGCCUGGCCACAGGUGUGCCCCAGCCCAGGAUAGAGUGGUACAAGGACGCCGUGCCUCUUUCCAAACUGGCCAACUCACGCUACAAGGUCACCGCAGCAACCGGGCUGACGGUGCGCAGGGUGCAGCCAGGAGACGGAGGAAUCUUCCAGUGCUUUGCUCGCAACGCUGCCGGAGAAACUCAGGCACACGCACAACUACUUGUAUCUAGUGUGUCCCCCACAUUUACAUUCCCUCUGUCCGACCAAACGGUAACUGAUGGGACCACAGCCUAUUUUCUGUGCCAGACGAGCGGAGCUCCAAAACCGGCCAUCACCUGGAGGAAAGGAUCACAGGUCUUAGCUAGCGGCUCCGUGCAGGUGCCCAGGUUCACACUGUUGCAGUCAGGUGGUUUGCAGAUUCAACCAAUCAGCUUCCAGGAUUCAGGGGAUUACACUUGUAUUGUCUCCAACCCACAGGGAACCAUUAACGCCACCUCUACGCUCACCGUCUGGAGCCGUACAGUCAUUUCUGUGCCUCCAACAGACCAGCGUGUUAUUAAAGGAACCACUGCUAUCCUGGACUGUAAUGCAACACAUGACCCCAGAGUCAAUAUCAGCUUCAAGUGGGAUCGAGGUGGCGUGCCGGUCCGUCACACCAACGGGGGACGUGUCUCCAUGCGCCAGGGCUCCCUCACUAUUGGUCAGACAUGGUCAGGUGACAUUGGGGAUUACACCUGCACUGUGACAUCACAGGCUGGCAACGAUUCUCGCCCGGCACGCCUCGAAGUCAUUGAGCUGCCACACUCUCCUCGCUCCCUGACGGCCCGGCUCAAUGACUCCGACUCCCGCUCCGUCCUCCUCUCCUGGCUACGCCCCUUCGACGGGAACUCCCCACUCCUGUACUACCUGCUGGAGCUCUCUGAGAACAACUCGCCGUGGAAGGUCUACCUAUCAGAGGUCGAUCCCGUGGUGACCGAGGUAUCAGUGGGCGGGCUCACACCUGCCAGGACCUAUCAGUUCAGGCUCUGCGCCGUCAAUCAAGUGGGCAGGGGUCAGUACAGCGCCGAGACGCAGAGAUUGAUGCUGAGGGAGGAGGCACCCAGCGCUCCUCCGAAGAAUAUUGUGGCCAGUGGGCGGACAAACCAGUCCAUCAUGGUCCAGUGGCAGCCUCCGCCAGAACCGCAGCUCAACGGAGUCCUCCGAGGAUAUGUGCUCAGGUACCGUCUGGCAGGGCUGCCAGGGGACUACCAGGAGAAGAACAUUAGCAGCCCAGAGACCAACUACUGUCUGCUGAAAGAUCUGAUCAUCUGGACACAAUACCAGAUCCAGGUGGCUGCCUUCACUGGAGCCGGCCUGGGCGUCUACAGCAGCCCUGUCACUGAGUACACUCUGCAGGGAGUUCCCACAGCACCUCCGCAGGAAGUGGAAGUUUUAGCUAUCAACUCGACGACCAUCCGCUUCACAUGGAACCCUCCGCCUCAGCAGUUUAUUAAUGGCAUCAACCAGGGAUACAAGCUGCUAAUCUGGCCAGAGCAGUCUCCGGAGGAAGUUAUCGUGGUAACCAUCACCCCGGACUACCCCGGUUCACGCCACACAGGAUUAGUAAGCGGACUCAAGAAAUUCACCUGGUACUUUGGCUCCACCCUCUGCUUCACAACACCUGGAGACGGACCCCGCAGCUCGCCCAAACUGCUGCAGACACACGAGGACACACCUGGACCCGUCCGCCAGCUGAGCUUCGCUGAAAUCUUGGACACAUCACUCAGAGUCAGCUGGGCAGAGCCUGAAGACAAGAAUGGCAUCAUCACCGGUUACGUGUUGUGGUGGGAAGUGUCUGGCAUGGAGUCAAGUCGUGAGGAACGUUCACUGUCCAACUCCACCCUGCAGCACCAGCUGACCGGCCUCACCUCCACCACCGCGUACACACUACAGGUGGCAGCGCUCACCGCCGCAGGACGGGGCGUGGUCACAUCCUCCACCAUCUCCACUGGAGUCCCACCAGAACUUCCAGGUGCACCAUCUAACUUAGUCAUCUCCAACAUCAGCCCUCGGACAGCAACACUUCGGUUCCGCCCAGGUCCGGAUGGCAAGACCGCCAUAUCACGAUGGAUAGCAGAAGGACAGGUAGUGAAGGAGGAUGGAAAGGAAGAGGCAUGGAGAGUUGUCUACCAGAAAGACAACCAACCAGACGCAGACACGCUAGAGAUCCCCGACCUCACUCCGUUCACUCAGUACAGGUUCAGGAUACGGCAGGUGAACAUUGUCGGCUCCAGUGCCAUGAGCGCCCCCUCCAGGCUGAUUCAAACCCUACAAGAUGCCCCUGACACACACCCCUCCAACCUUACCCUUCUGUCUGCCACACAGACCAGCCUGCGCUUCACCUGGACGCCUCUUCCAGAGUCAGAGUACAACAGUAGUCCAGAGACUGUGGGAUACCGGCUGAGAGUGUGGAGGACCGACGGCCAGGGGGAUGACAGAACAGAGGAUGUGGAGAGAGCAGGGGGGAUCAGUGAGACCACAGUAGAGGGCCUGAAUCCUUGGACCCAGUACCAGGUUCAGAUACAGGCCUACAACUCCAUAGGACCUGGACCGUGGAGCAACACUGUCGCCGCACUCACCGCAGAAUCUGUUCCAUCUGGAUCUCCGAUGAACGUGUCAGCUGAGGCCGUGAGUUCCACCAGGAUCCUGCUCAAAUGGUUCGCUCUCCCUCAGGCACAGAAGAACGGAGUCAUACUUGGAUACAAGGUGUUGUACAGCGAGAAGGACCCAGAAGGUCCCCCCAGUGUUCAGGUGGCAGAAGGAGAGGGGAGUGUGACGCUGCUCCUCGGGGCUCUCCAAAAAUACACGGUGUACGUGCUGCAGGUGCUGGCGUACACACGGAUGGGUGACGGCCCACAGAGCAACCCCAUACUACUCCGAACCAAAGAAGAUGUCCCCGGCCCCCCUGUCAGGAUGGUGUUUCCAGAAGUUCGGUUGUCAUCCGUUAGGGUGGUUUGGCAGCCACCCACGAACCCCAACGGCAUCAUAUUAGGCUACCAGAUCUCCUACCGCUUGGACAGCAGGGACCCUCAGCGAUGGACCACAGUGGAAGUGGGCUCCAACGCUCGACAGUUCACUGUCACAGGACUCUCCCCUGAGCAGGCCUACGUGUUCCGACUCACUGCUCGCACCGCCGUGGGCUGGGGCGAAGAGCAGGAGGCCCUGGUUGUUACCACUGAACGCAGAGAGCGUCCCCAGCCACCCAGGAAGUUGGCUGUUCCUCAGGACGGGGUUGAAUCUCGCCACCUCCGCCUCCACUGGGUGACGGGUGGCUCAGGUUCCUCCCCGCUGAGGUACUUCACUCUGCAGGCCAAAGAGCUGCCCGACGGGGCCUGGAACACACACACCGCUGACAUCCCGCACAACGUGACCACCUGGACCACUGACAGACUGAAGCCCUUUACAUCAUACAAGUUUCGGAUGUUGGCAACCAACGAUGUAGGAGACAGCGUCCUCAGCAAAGAGACGGAGGCUGUUACAACUCUGCAGGAUGUGCCUGACGAGCCUCCAGUGAUCCUCGCAGUGAAACCAACAACCACUACCUCAGUCCUGGUGCAGUGGAAGCGACCCAAUGACGACAGCAUUAACGGGGUGUUGACUGGAUACCGGCUGUAUUACAGAGAGCUCCCAGUAAACACCUCCACUUUCACUGAAGCAGAAGUCCAGGCCACCAAAAACAACACCACAAGUGCCCUCAUUACAACCAAAAGCACAUUCAAGACAGUCAGCAGUGCCUCGCUAACACAGUUUGAGUUGACACAACUAAAGAAGUUCAAACGCUACCAGAUUGUUAUGACGAGCUACAAUAUCAUCGGAGAGAGCCCCCCCUCCGCCCCAGUCGAGGUGUCUGUUGGAGAGGCAGCUCCAUCAGUGGCCCCUCAGUCUAUCAGAGUGUCAGCUGUGUCUCCCUCCAUCCUGGAAGUGACCUGGGACACCCCCCCCCUUGAGACCCAGAAUGGACUCAUCCAAGGAUACAAGAUCCACUACUGGGAGAGGGACAAGCAGAACCAGACUGAGAAGGUCAAGGUGAUUUUUGUCCCGGACACCCGUGUGCAGCUCACCAACCUGACCAGCUACACACCUUACCUGGUCACUCUGACUGCCUUCAACACGGCUGGAGACGGCCCGCCAAGUGAUCCCCGCGGGGCACGCACCCUGCAGUCUGCUCCCAGCCAGCCCAGCUACCUGUCCUUCUCAGAGGUGACCGGAGGAAGUGUCAAUGUGUCCUGGGGCACUCCAAUCACUCCUAAUGGACAGCUGGAGGGCUACAGGGUCAUCUAUCAGCCCACUGCUCCUGUACAAGGAGUGAGCAAAGUGGUGACAGUGGAUGUGAGGGGCAGCUGGCAGAGAUGGCUGAAGGUUCGAGACCUGGUCAAAGGAGCGACGUACACGUUCAGUGCUCAGGCUCUCACGGUCAGCUACGGACCGCCCAUACAAGCAAACAUCAGUGCUCAGCCUGUGCAAGGCUCCCCUGGGUCACCGAUGGAAAUGUCCAUCACCAAGACGUCGUCUGAGCUCGCUGUCCACUGGACAGAGGGAGAAACCGGUGCAUCGCCUGUCACUGGAUACGUUAUUGAGGCUCGUCCAUCAGAUGAAGGAGUGUGGGAUUCCUUCAUCAGACUCCUCCCUCCCAGCAGCAGGUCUGUUUCAGUACCACUGGAGCGCCUGAGGUCGGGGAUCAGCUAUGAGUUCAGAGUCAUCGCUGUUAAUCGCUAUGGUUACGGACAGCCGAGCACACCCUCUGCUGCUCUCGCUGCGCUGUCGGAGCGUCCGUUCUACGAGGAGUGGUGGUUCCUGCUGGUCAUGGCUCUGGUGGGACUCAUCCUCAUUCUGGUCCUGGUCUUCACGCUGCUGCUGCAUGGACACAGCAGCAAGUACAAGGCCUGCGGCACAGGGAAGCACGUGUCCACGGCGGAGGAGUCGGUAACGCUGGACAACGGCGGUUUCACUGCUCUGGAGCUCAACAGCCGAACGCUCAACACCAAGAACUCCUUCCUGAAAAAGAACGGGACCAGGUCUCCUCCCAGGCCGAGUCCAGGUGGUCUCCACUACUCUGACGAGGACAUCUGUAACAACUACAACGGAGCGGUGCUCACUGAGAGCACCACACUCACUGAGAAACCCACCGAGUUGACAGACAGCGACUACGAGGACGAGCAGCCCAAGCACUCCUUCGUCAACCACUACAUGAGCGACCCCACCUACUACAACUCCUGGAAGCGGCAGCCCAAAAGCCUUAAACCAGUCGCCACUCCUUUUGGUUACGAGGAGUGCGCCACCGCAGACGCAGAGCCCUACUACCAGACCGUGGUCACACAGCACAGCACGGGCGGCGCGUACACACCCACGGGGCAGCCUGCACACACACACGUCAACCCCAACACCAACCCGCCUCCGGGGUCACGCACCCCCGUGACGGGAUUCUCCUCGUUCGUUUGACUCUAGAGACAAAAUCUGCACAAAACGAUACACACACACACGUACACAAAAUGAAGGAGGUGUGUGUUUGGACUAGAGGAGACAGAGCCGGUGGCGUCGGGGGAGAGGGGAGGACGAGGUGAGGAGACGUGGGACGGACUGGUGACGACACAGCCCUUCAUGCCCCAAAGAACUGAACCCAAACUUCUCACUCCCCUUCUCCCCUCGUUCACAAAGAUCCUCACUGUGUCGACGAGUGUGUGUGUGUGUUACUCUCCUUCUCUUUUACGCCUCCGUGUCACUGUGCUCACACACACAGUUACUGUUCUCACACAUUCACCACCAGAUAUUCAUGCCUAUUCCAGAGACUCUCCAACGAGAGCUGCCACUACAUGAGUCCGUCUGUGUAAAUGACGAGGAGAGACUUCGACUGGUGGAAUUGCUGCACAACGCUUCUUCUCUGUUUUCUGUAUUUACACUAAAGUGCACAAAUCCACACGCAUGCACUCCCUGAUGCGCCAUUUCAGUACCUCCCACUGGGAGAGAGGAACUUCAAGGUUGCGGUGAAUCAUUACAAGACGGCACAGAAGUGAGCAGCUUUUCUUGACAGACUGGUUCAUGUACACAAACACGGAGCUGUCAGCUUUAAAAUACCACCACACAGAGGAAAAAGAAAAAAAUAACAAUCGAUAAUCACAGUUUUUUUAACUUGAUAAAGGACGGAGAGCGAGCGUGGGCGGGGGUUGUUCAGAUCUUAAGGCAUUCUCAGUGAGAGUGUUGUAUGGUUUCUGAGAGUGAUAUGUGAUGUUUGGGGUUUGGGUCGGAAUAUAUGAAAACCAUGUUUUUGUACCGUCUACUGCCUGUUGUCAGCGCUCCUUAUACCACAGCCUCCCAAGCCAUAAUGCUUGCACUGAGCCGAACCCCAACGCAUUUCAUCUUUCUUCUGUUAAUUUUUUACAAGUUUGAGUGUGACACGUGUGCGUACAAGCAUGCCGUGUAUAAACGGCUCAGCUUAGAAGCCUGUUCAUCCAUCUCUGUUGUUCACUGCAAAGCAAAGCGUGCCAUCGUGUGUAUGUUUGUGUUUUCAAGACGGAUUUUGUACAGGGAAACCCUUUUUACUUGUGUGUAGUUCCGGCCAUGUUUGUGUAAUUCAAAGCAAAUAGUGAAACAGCACUGGAGCGAGCUACACUGACCGACGACGAGAGGGAAAAGGAGGAGAUCGUUGAACAAGAAUCAUGAAAAAAUAAGCUGCAGUGAAUGAGCGUGGAAUAAGAUGACAGGAUAUUUUAUUGAGUGUGAUUGAACUUUGAGUCUUAAGGCCCCACUAUCUGCACCCUGGCCUCAAUUCCAGCAGCCAGGCUGGCACACAUGUACUUUGUACCGAGUGCAAACUCAAAAUCAUCUGUAAGUUUUUUGCUCAUGUAUAAUUUAAAGAUUUCUUCCCCCUCCCAGCCAGCCAGCCAGCAGCCUCCCUCACUCUGUCACGCUUGUUUUGAGUCCCAUUACAGUGUGUGAAUAAAUGGUCAUUGUUUAACA